Bacidia gigantensis is the source of this 390-nucleotide messenger RNA. RefSeq lists its product as uncharacterized. Lineage: Eukaryota; Fungi; Ascomycota; Lecanoromycetes; Lecanorales; Ramalinaceae. The transcript is spliced from 2 exons. The coding region runs from base 1 to 390 and encodes 129 amino acids. The record is from RefSeq and is a predicted model, not a curated record.
AUGGCUAAACUUCAUCAAGGGUUAUAUUUUGUUAGCAGAAGCCAAUUUCUCGAAUCCGAACAGGGUGCGAUAUGGGCAGGACUUCUACGACGGCCGAAUGCAAGCAUUGACCCAAAUGUACAAGUCUUGUCUCCUGAUGCAUUGGACUUUGCGAUUGACGAGAUGCCGGGCAGUACCUUUGACCCAGCUAGCAAUGCUCUAGAGUCACGUCACUACGAUGCUGAAAAACCUACUGAUUCUUCGAAAGGUGAGAUGGCACAGAUAAAGGACCCCCUCAAGUGGUUUGGAGUCUUUGUAUCGCCUGCACUAAGAAGCUCCCAAGACAACUUCAGAACAGCAGUCUCUGGUGUGAUAGCCCUGACAAAUAUCGACGAGGAAGAAGCUGAGUAA